GUUUGCAUAUUUCGUUGAAAGCUUCGAGACAUAAACUGAGUUUUGGCUCGAUUGAGCCAGUUUUCUUGUUCCUUGUGUCGUAGAUUGCUAGAAGGUAAAAUUUUUUUGUACUUCGGGGUGAACACUUCUUGCCGUCCUUAUGCGACAGCCGGGAAUGAGUAUUUCUACGGGCGAUAAGGAAUUGGAAUUCGCCGACCCGAAAGAAGAGGCGACAUACUGGAAACAAGUAGCCGAGGAUUUAGAACGAAAGUUGCAAGAAGCAAGGGAUGAACUCGACGAGUUUCAAGAAGGUAGUCGUGAACUGGAAGCAGAAUUGGAAACGCAGUUAGAGCAAGCCGAAGCCAGACAGCGGGAACUUUUAGCGGCAAAAACACGGCUAGAAACGGAGAAUGAAAGCUUAAAGGCGAGACUAGAUGCGAGUCAGAAUGAAUCCUAUCUUACAAUAUCGUCUCUUCAAGAUGAAGUUGCUCAGCUAAAAGCUGUUCGAGAAGAAGUCCAAAAAUAUGUUCGGGAACUCGAACAAGCAAAUGACGAUCUCGAGCGAGCGAAAAGGGCAACAGUAUGCUCUUUAGAAGAUUUUGAGCAGAAGUUGAAUCAGGCUAUAGAAAGAAAUGCUAUUCUUGAAAAUGAAUUAGAUGAAAAGGAAACACUCCAAGAAUCGGUACAAAGACUAAAAGAUGAAGCGAGGGAUCUCAGACAAGAACUUGCAGUUAAAGAAAAGGAGAAAAAGAAACCUGGUGAAGGAUUAGAAUUCACCAAAGAUAAAGAAAAUAACAAAGAAAACAAGGAACCAUCAAAACCAGAGGGAACUCCAAUGAAGACAGACACUGUGAUUCAGACCUCAGACCCUCUUGUGAAUUUAACAACUGCAUCUAUAGGAACCUCACCGCUUCAUUCCGGCUAUGGAAAUUCACCACUAACACCAUCUGCACGAAUAUCGGCUCUGAACAUCGUGGGAGAUCUUCUCAGAAAAGUUGGGGCUCUUGAAUCUAAACUGGCUUCAUGUCGAAACUUUGUCAAAGAUCAGCCUCGAAAUCCAAGAGGAUCAACUGGGUCGAGUAGCCCCUCUGACUCGCCAAGACCAAGCAGAAUUCCCAAGAGUAAUUACCAAAACCCAGGAAUGCAAGGGCUAGUCAAGGUUCAGGUUUAAUAACAGAAAACGUGUGUGAGGAAAAACAAAAUACGCUUAUAUUGCCACACUGAGCUGUGUUUUAGAGCAUUCUAAACAUCCCAGAUGUGUGCUGGUGCAGUUGUGCCUUGACCCAAAUGAAAUUUGAGCCAAUAAUGUUUUGAAAAACAGCUCAAUUACCCGAGGCUAUACCCUUAGGCUAAAUCAGGUCUUGUUCACUUUCGAUUCAUUACAAAAAUGAAUUAAAGGUGUAGGUCGUUCAUGGUGUAUAAUGUUGAGCUACAUCAUUUCAAUCCAUAGUUUUAAAUUCAGAGUAGAAUUUGCGUCCAAUUUGUACAGAUAUUUUGUAUUGCUGUAUUAAGCAUUUUAUUGUAUCAUAGAUUCAGAUUCAGGUAGCACAAGAGAAAUUCUACAUUCAUUUAAAAAGGUGACCCAGAGACAUUUAAGAAUAUUUAAUAAUUGUGCAGAAUUACUGUAUGAGAGCAAAACUCUGCAGUCAUUUAAGAUUUCCAAUACUUCCAAGUAUUUAUUUUUAAAAAAACUUUUCAGCAGGUGAAAUCUGGAAAGUUGUCGUACCUGUGCAUACUACAAUGGGCAAUAUGGUUUUGCAGGAUUUUUUUUAAUUGUCUACACUUUUGUUUGGACAUUAGAGCUUUAUCAAGUAGCAGACAAACCAAAUAAAUAUAUAAAAUCAUCCAUCAUUGUCGAUUGGUACAUGUGCAUCUAAGCAAGAGUUGCCAUGUCUCUAAUGUAAGCAAUGACAGUUGAUGGCAGCAUUAUUUGAUUAUCUAAGGUAAAGAUUGAAAAUACAGGCAGAACACUAAAUCUGUUUUCCCAACUGAAGGUCAACUGGUGUUUGUAGAGUCAAAGAGAGUGUGGUAAAUCUGGUGUUUUUAUUCUAGUGAACUACAACCUGGGUUCACGUUAUUUAAUAAAUAAACCGAGUUAUUGAAACUGCACUGUCUAGUAUUUUCCCCUUUUCCACAGCUGCAGUGAACAUCUAAAUAAGGGUUGAUGUGUGUUUCCAGUCUCAUGAUUUAGCUCAGUUUGAACUCCUUCUGGAGUUAUCAUUAUGUGUUGAUUAGUACAUAAAAUUCUGCAAUUCAGUUUUGUAUAUGUUGUUAAUGUGAUCUAAUUUAGGAGAGAGCUUUUUAUAUUUUUUAAAAUAAAUUACAUGUACAUGUAAACAGCCAUAUAUGUAUAUAUAAAAAAAUAUCUUUUAAUUUGUGUGAUCACUUCGACAUCUGAUUCAUAUUUCAAAUUGAGACCCAUUUACCAAAGGCAUAUGAUAGAUGGCAAUUGCAUUUAUGCUUUGAAACAUGAAUUUUCAGGUUGAAAGAUAACAGAUGAGGUAAGAUAAGAUAGGAUAACAAAUGAACAGCCUUAGCUUUAGAGUUUACAAUUCAUUUAAAAGCAUAAAUCAUGCCUUUGGUAAGUGUAUUUUGUUUUUGAAAUAAAGUCAGUUAUUUAGGAUUAACUACAGUUGCCAUGAAUUGACAUAAUUGCAUGGCAUUGGUUAUUAAAUAUUAAGGUUACAAGUCAAUAAUGACACUCAACCCUCUCAGUCUAAAUGGGAUACUGUUGCCACUUGUCUAUCUAGGGAGGUGGCCACUGUGCAGCUUAUGAGUGUGCAAGGACCAGCACCAGGUAUCCAUAUUAAAUAAAGAGAAAGAGAGAAAGAGAGAGAAUUGACUGCAUGUCAUGUUAUUCCUUCAGCUGUAAAAAUAAACCCUGGUCUGGUUAUCAGACAGUAUUAUUAUUAGUAUUAUUGUUCACUCGUUGCAGUGAUAUUCUAAAGUAAACUGUAUGAGUGUGUUGCAGACUAAAGUUACCUAACUCACAAAUAUCCCUUGAUAAGUACAAUAGUGCCUAAAUUAUUAAUUAUUUUUCUUAGUACAAUCUUUUGGUGAUGAGACAAGUCACAUGAGUUCAACGUUUCAUAGAUUCAAGAGGACAAAGUAUCGUAAAACAGUUAAUUUUAAACAGUCCCAAAUGUAAUUUUUUUUUUCUUUUUUCGGUGUCUCCAGUUCUUGUCUACCCCUUUUUUUGAUUAUUUUUUUGUCUGCUGUUGAAGUAAUGUCACUAACCAAUUUUCAAUAUACACCAGUUUUUUUUAAUAAUCCUUAUCAUCCUCCAUAAUGAGUGCAAUGACUUGUUCACAACAUCACUACCAAGAUUGUGCUAAGUUCUUUAUCUGGAUGUAAUAAAUUUGUUAUAUUCUGAUUACUAUUGAGCGCCUUUUCCCUUGGGAAGGCCAGGAAGAAUUGAUUAGGCAAAAUAAUGGAGAACUUACAGACCUAAUGCACUUUGGUGUUGAGUCCUCAGCAACACUCCCCCUUUGUCUUGGUUGCCCAAAAACUCUUUGAAGUAAUAAACAUUUACUGGCAAGAACCUUAAGUUUUGGAACACUAAAGUGUCUUGCAUUACUGCAAACAAUCAAGUCGAUAAUACUUAGUUGUUAAUAUACUACAUUGGUGGAUUGGGUGUUACCUCAUCCCUUAUCCCUGGGAAAAUUCAACAUCUGUCAUUCAAAUCCUCAGCUUUCAAAGAUAUUCCAAUAAAUAUUUCCAUUUGCCGGAAGGAGGUCAAGCAUGCUACCUCUUCCUCUUCUUAACUGGGUGUUUUAGGUCCGCCUGUAUACCAUGUGUUCAAUCAAUCUUCCUCACUUUCUUAAAGUAAGCAGUAAUAACCUUGAGUGAAUUUUAAAUUAGUGUAACAGUUAAAACUCCUCCACUUGUUCACACAAACAGUGGAGACCUAUGCCUGAAGCAGCCCUAUGGGUUAUGAAAGUGUGCCUGCAUAGAAUUUACAUAUGCCACAUAUGCCCGUGCAAGAUCAACAAUGUAACUUGUAUUACUAGAAAAAGGGACAAUUGUUAAUUUAUUGAAAUGUGUUGGCCUUGAUGAUGCCUUGCAAAGAGUGACUUAAGUUAUCUGAAGAGUGUUUGUCCAUGCUGUCUUGAGGUUUAUUCACCAAUAAAUAAGUAUAAACUGCAAAA
Molecule: messenger RNA, 4127 nt
Organism: Orbicella faveolata
Lineage: Eukaryota; Metazoa; Cnidaria; Anthozoa; Scleractinia; Merulinidae
Product: nuclear distribution protein nudE-like 1
Biological process (GO): mitotic centrosome separation; microtubule nucleation; centrosome localization
Cellular component (GO): kinesin complex; centrosome; kinetochore
Molecular function (GO): microtubule binding
Source: RefSeq, a predicted model, not a curated record